GUCUAGUGCUAGAUAGAGUAGUAGUAUUAAAUGUACUAGCAGGAAGCUCGCUCGCGCAAGGCUCCUCCUUCCUUGAGCUCAAGGUCGCUCCAAGGCCCCUCGCACUCGCCGCACGCAUCCUUCCCCCACGUCCCCCACCGCGUCGAGGCGGAUCCAGUCGAUGGAGCAGCAGCCUGCGGCGGCGGAGCCGGAGGUGCCGGCGGGGCUUGGGCUGACGGCGGCGGAGUACGCGGAGCUGCAGCCCACGGUGGAGGCGUACCACCGCUACGCCGUGGGGCCUGGCCAAUGUUCCUCGCUCGUCGCGCAGCGCAUCGAGGCGCCGGCGGCCGCCGUCUGGGCCAUCGUCCGCCGCUUCGACUGCCCCCAGGUGUACAAGCACUUCAUCCGCAGCUGCGCGCUCCGCCCGGACCCCGACGCGGGGGACGAGCUCCGCCCGGGCCGCCUCCGCGAGGUCAGCGUCAUCUCGGGCCUCCCCGCCAGCACCAGCACCGAGCGGCUCGACCUCCUCGACGACGCGCGCAGGGCCUUCGGCUUCACCAUCACCGGCGGCGAACACCGCCUCGCCAACUACCGCUCCGUCACCACCGUCUCCGAGCUCGCCCCGGCCGCGCCCGCCGAGAUCUGCACCGUCGUCCUCGAGUCCUACGUCGUCGACGUCCCCGAGGGCAACAGCGAGGAGGACACGCGCCUCUUCGCUGACACCGUCGUCAGGCUCAACCUCCAGAAGCUCAAGUCCCUCGCCGAGGCCAACGCCACCAACGCCGCCAACGCCGCACCGCCGGCGGAAUAGCACCGGAUGCUUUAAUUUUUCUUCUUCGGGAGGGGGUCGCUUCGAAUUUGACGCAUGCAGGAGCUCCAAAUAGGUGUGAUUCCUGAGGUGCUGCCUGUAAUAAAACUCUCUUUCCAUGGAUUCCUCCAUCCCUUUUCUUUUCCUUGGAAUUUCUUUCACCUUUCUGUUGUGAUUGCAAUUGGAAUUCAACUUUGCAUGUGGUUCA
This is a messenger RNA of Lolium perenne, 995 nucleotides long. Its product is annotated as abscisic acid receptor PYL10. Lineage: Eukaryota; Viridiplantae; Streptophyta; Magnoliopsida; Poales; Poaceae. Gene Ontology annotation, cellular component: cytoplasm; nucleus. Gene Ontology annotation, molecular function: protein phosphatase inhibitor activity; abscisic acid binding; signaling receptor activity. Gene Ontology annotation, biological process: abscisic acid-activated signaling pathway. The record is from RefSeq and is a predicted model, not a curated record.